GUGUAUUAUUGGGUCGAUCCCUGGAAUUAGUUAUUUGGGGUUUGUGUUUCAAAGUCAGACUAACUGCUCAAUCUAUCCUUGUUUCUUCGUUAUUUUGCAGUUGUUGUUGUGAAGUGAAUAUUAGCAGCCAUGCAGAGAGAGUCUGCGAACUGAAGCCGCAUUUGCGGUGAUUGCUAAACUUGGCAAAUAACACAAAGACUUAAAUUGCAACCCAUAAGCAGUUCAGCAGACAAGCUGUCGCGCCGCCGAGCGAAUUUUCGCACGCACGCAAAGAAAAAGGUAUACCGCGAAGCAAAACGAGGGUGUCACCAAUUUAGCCUUUCUCUCCCUCUCGUCAGAGGGUGCGGAGAAGGAAGAGGGAAAGGCGCCAUCAAGAGAACUUAGCCUCGGAAAAGAAGAACAUUUAGGCUGGGCGCGGCGGUCGAAGAAACACAACUACGUGCGCCAGGAAGAACACAACCUAUAGAAGCGCGGCAGAUAGCCUGAAGACGGGCGUAUCGUCCGCCAACCACGGAGGCGAGAAUCGUUUAGUUGCUGACGACACAAUGGGCACCAGCACAUCGUCCAUUGUUUCGUCACAAUAUUGGAAAUGGACUCGCGCGAAACUUCGACUGCCUAAUUCAGCAGCUUGGAUGCAUAGCUUCAUAUGUCUGUUGUUUUGUCUGCAAGUCGUGGCGGGUUACGAACGGAUUGACUUCAUAUCAAGAUUCAACUUGAGUAGUUCCAAUCUUCCAAGAACUGAGGGUUAUUGUGACAACGGAUAUCUAGAUUCCUAUGAGUUUUCUUCGGGACAAUCGAAGACAGUUAAAACUCGAGAAAUUUUUCCAGAGGGUUUUUUUCCGGAUGAGUUCAGUAUUUUUUGCUACAAUCAAACCAUACAAGAAUCAGAAGAGUGCACAUCUAUUGUCGCUCGCGUCAUGAAGAUGAAUGGAUUCAACUUGGUGUUCAAGUUGGAACCGCAACCUGAAUUUUAUUAUCAGGACAUGAAACGACCGGUUGUGGAGCAAAGAAAUGCUGUGUUUGGAACAAAGAAGGAUCCUGUGGCAUUUUCAUCGAAAGAAUGGCACCGGGUAGCUUGGUCAGUAUACAAUGAUCGAGUGCAAUUCUAUGUUGACUGUGACUUAGUAAUGGACACGAACAUCACAAGGAAAAACCUCAAAACUUUGCUGAAUGGCGAUGGUGAUUUAAUCAUUGGUGAUCCUGGGAAGUCAAAUGUUGGAUUCAAAGGAUCGAUUUACCAACUUGAAAUGACGAAUGAUCCAACCCAUGCCGGUUUCAUGUGCCAAGACUUUACGCCAGGUUGUCUACAGAUGGCUGCGGGAUUUUCUCCACCUGAGAUCGAAGUUGAAGUGAUUUCUCAGUCACAUCAAACUUUGUGGCAGUUAUCUCAUCUUGCAUCCGCCCUGCCAUAA
Molecule: messenger RNA, 1412 nt
Organism: Styela clava
Lineage: Eukaryota; Metazoa; Chordata; Ascidiacea; Stolidobranchia; Styelidae
Source: RefSeq, a predicted model, not a curated record